AUGCGCCGGUGUCCGUGGCUCCGGCUCAGUGAGGCUGUUGUCCUGCUCAGUUCACAGAGGAGGAGGAUAUGGUGGAGGACGUUUGGGGUGUGGAGGGACAGGGAGACCCAGCGAGGGGAGGCCCCUCCAGUGGCCCUGCUAAAGCAGCAGGAGGAGCUGGUUCCAAUGGCCCUAUUAAAACGAGAGACCGGCUGGGGCCUGUCUCCUCAGCAGGCCUGGGGCUUUCUUAGUUCUCAGGUGGCCUCUGACGGUGUCGCGAUGGGCGUGCUCCGGCAGCAGCAGCAGUUGUUAACCUGGAGGAGAGCUCCCGUGCUGGGGCCUUUUGCUGGCGAGUGUGACACAGCUCAUUCUGCAGAUGGCACCAGUGCACUCUCAGCUGCCCCUGACACCCCCAAAGGGCCUCAGAACUCGCAGCUGCUUCUGCUCGAGUUCACGUGUCAUGGACAUGUUUUCCUACGGUUUGACUGUUCAUUUUGGAAUAUUGGCUUGUCAGCCACUGCAGUCCUUGGAAAUAAUAAAAUCCUGUCUGCAUUUGCAGUUGGUGGUCCCAUAGUCGCGGUACCUGUGAAAUGUUUGGCGUCACCCACUGCCGUAACCCCUGUGGCCUCACCCAUUUGCAGUAAAGCAAGAGGCACCACCCCUGUUUCCAAACCCCUGGAAGAUAUUGAAGCCAGACCAGAUAUGCUGUUAUCAGACCUGAAGCUGGACAGGCUGGAAACCUUUCUAAGGAGGCUGAAUAACAAAGUUGGCGGGAUGCAAGAAACGGUGCUCACCGUCACCGGCAAAUCUGUGAAGGAGGUGAUGAAGCCGGAUGAUGACGAAACCUUUGCCAAAUUUUACCGCAGCGUGGAUUAUAAUGUGCCGAGAAGCCCUGUGGAGUUGGACGAGGACUUCGAUGUCAUUUUCGAUCCCUAUGCACCCAAAUUGACGUCUUCUGUGGCCGAGCACAAGCAGGCAGUCAAGCCCAAGUGCCAGGUUCAGGCCUCCAAAAACCCCCUGAAAAUGCUGGCGGCCAGAGAAGAUCUCCUUCAGGAAUACACUGAGCAGAGACUAAACAUUGCCUUCAUGGAGUCAAAGCGGAUGAAAGUAGAAAAGACCCGCCCAGUGUCUUCCAACUCCACCUUCUCAGAAGUCACCCUGGCGGGUUUAGCCAGUAAAGAAAACUUCAGCAGCGUCAGCCUGCGGAGCGUGAACCUGACGGAACAGAACUCUAACAACAGCGCCGUGCCCUACAAGAGGCUGAUGCUGCUGCAGAUUAAAGGAAGAAGACACGUGCAGACCAGGCUGGUAGAGCCUCAGGCCUCAGCGCUCAACAGCGGGGACUGCUUCCUCCUGCUCUCUCCCCACUGCUGCUUCCUGUGGGUAGGAGAGUUCGCAAACGUCAUAGAAAAGGCGAAGGCUUCAGAACUUGCAGCUUUAAUUCAGACAAAGAGGGAACUUGGUUGUAGAGCUACUUAUAUCCAAACCAUUGAAGAAGGAAUUAAUACACACACUCAUGCAGCCAAAGGCUUCUGGAAGCUUCUGGGCGGCCAAACCAGUUACCAGUCUGCUGGAGACCCAAAAGAAGAUGAACUCUGUGAAGCAGCCAUAAUAGAAACUAACUGCAUUUACCGCCUCAUGGAUGACAAACUUGUGCCUGAUGACGACUACUGGGGGAAAAUUCCAAAGUGUUCCCUUCUGCAGCCCACAGAGGUACUGGUGUUUGAUUUUGGUAGUGAAGUUUACGUGUGGCAUGGGAAAGAAGUCACGUUAGCACAAUGAAAAAUAGCAUUUCAGCUGGCAAAGCACUUAUGGAAUGGAACGUUUGACUAUGAGAACUGUGACAUCAAUCCGCUGGAUCCUGGAGAAUGCAAUCCGCUGAUCCCCAGAAAAGGACAGGGGCGGCCCGAGUGGGCGAUAUUUGGGAGACUUACUGAACACAAUGAGACGAUUUUGUUUAAAGAGAAGUUUCUGGAUUGGACGGAACUGAAGCGACCACAUGAGAAGAACCCUGGGGAGCUUGCCCAGCACAAGGAAGACCCCAGGGCUGACGUCAAGCCGUACGACAUGACGCGGAUGGUGUCCAUGCCCCAGACGACAGUGGGCACCAUUCUGGACGGGGUGAACGUCGGCCGUGGCUAUGGCCUGGUGGAAGGGCAGGACAGGAGGCAGUUUGAGAUCACCAGUGUCUCCGUGGAUGUCUGGCACAUCCUGGAAUUCGACUAUAGCAGGCUCCCCAAACAGAGCAUCGGGCAGUUCCACGAGGGGGACGCCUAUGUGGUCAAGUGGAAGUUCAUGGUGAGCACGGCAGGUUAGUGAGCGCUCGUGGUUUCUUCCAGUUGAAAGAGGCUGGCUGGCAGCCCUGCGGGAGCCAGCUUCCCCAGCACACCCUGUGUGCCCUCUGCUGUGUGCACACGUGCAGUGGGGCACUCCAGUCAUGCGUCCUUGAGAGCCACUAAGUAAACCACAGAGGGGGAAAAGAAGUCAGGCCGAAUCCCUAACAGCCUAGCCUUGCUGAGGCCGCUGAUGUUCACCUGUAGAAAUUGACUUGCACGUCAAGGCUUCCUGGCUCCCUCUCUCCCUUCCUGUCCCUGUCCCCAGAGCUGUUCUGGGAAAGCGAUGAUUGGCCUCUGAGUGAUAUUUCUCAUGUGCCUGUGUGCUGCUUCAAUUAAAGUCGUU
Molecule: messenger RNA, 2658 nt
Organism: Cebus imitator (Panamanian white-faced capuchin)
Lineage: Eukaryota; Metazoa; Chordata; Mammalia; Primates; Cebidae
Product: supervillin-like
Exons: 14
Biological process (GO): barbed-end actin filament capping; actin polymerization or depolymerization; actin filament severing
Cellular component (GO): actin cytoskeleton; cytoplasm
Molecular function (GO): phosphatidylinositol-4,5-bisphosphate binding; actin filament binding
Source: RefSeq, a predicted model, not a curated record